Molecule: messenger RNA, 1353 nt
Organism: Euleptes europaea (tarantolino)
Lineage: Eukaryota; Metazoa; Chordata; Lepidosauria; Squamata; Sphaerodactylidae
Gene: HAT1
Product: histone acetyltransferase 1
Exons: 11
Coding region: 126-1352 (408 amino acids)
Biological process (GO): subtelomeric heterochromatin formation
Cellular component (GO): nucleus
Molecular function (GO): histone H4 acetyltransferase activity; histone binding
Source: RefSeq, a predicted model, not a curated record
AUCCUAGAGCGAGCGGAAGUGCGUCCCCGAGUUCCGCUGUUCGUCAUUUCCGGCGUGUAGGCGCGGGGGUUGAUUCGCUCUGACUCGGCGGGCGUCUUUGGCGCCGAGGCCGCCGCUGCUUGGAAAUGGCGGGGCUCUCUGCUAUGGAGAAGAAACUGGCCGAGUACAAAUGUAAUACAAAUGAAGCAAUUCACUUAAAAUUAGUCCGUUUUCCAGAGGAUUUGGAAGAUGACAGCACAACAUUUCAUCCAGAGUUCAGUCAUCAGGUUUUUGGAGACGAUGAGGUUGCCUUUGGUUACAAGGGACUGAAGAUUCUCUUGUACUAUAUUGCUGGUAACUUGUCGACACUGUUUCGCAUUGAUUACACAUCCAAAGUUAAUGAGAACUUUGACUGCGUGGAGGCAGAUGACAUAGAAAGUAAAAUUAGAGAAAUUAUUCCACCAGGUUUUAACAGAAGUAUAGAUGACUUUGUGUGUCUGCUGGAAAAGGAUGUGAACUUCAAGCCAUUUGGAAUAUUAUUACAUACAUAUUCCGUUCACAACAACGAAGCUGGCGAAGACAUCACUUAUCAAAUAUACAAGACUGACAUGACAUGCCCGGGCUUUCGAGAGUAUCAUGAAAGGCUUCAGACCUUCUUGAUGUGGUUCAUUGAGACAGCUAGCUUCAUUGACGUGGACGACGAGAGAUGGAACUACUUUCUAGUAUUUGAGAAGUAUAAUAAGGACGGAGCAACGCUCUUUGCGACCGUGGGCUAUAUGACAGUCUAUAAUUACUAUGUGUACCCAGACAAAACCCGGCCACGUGUAAGCCAAAUGUUGAUAUUGCCUCCGUUCCAAGGAGAAGGUCAUGGGGCUCAGCUUUUAGAAACGGUUCAUAGAUACUACAUGGCGUCUCCUACAGUGCUUGAUAUAACAGCGGAAGACCCCUCUGAAAACUACGUGAAACUACGAGACUUUGUCCUGGUGAAGCUUUGUCAAGCUCUGCCCUGCUUUUCCCCAGAGAAGCUCAAGCAAGGUUUCAGUCAAGAGAUGGUAACAGAGGCUCAGCAGAAGCUGAAAGUAAAUAAGCAACAUACAAGACGAGUUUACGAAAUUCUCCGGUUGCGUGCAACAGACAUGGCCAAUGCAGAGCAGUCUAGAAGUUACAGACUGGAUAUCAAAAGAAGACUAAUGGGUCCAUACAAGAAAAAGCAGAGAGAGAUUGCUAAAAUGAGAAGAUGCUUGAGGCCAGAAGAGUUAACCAACCAGCUGAACCAAAUAGAUCUAAAUCUGCAACACAAACAGCUAGACGAGACCUUCCAGCAGCUUGUUUCAGAUUAUCGGAGAGUCCUAGAACGGCUCGCUCAAGUCUGAG